Punica granatum (pomegranate) is the source of this 2372-nucleotide messenger RNA. The record is from RefSeq and is a predicted model, not a curated record. NCBI's taxonomy places the organism in Eukaryota, Viridiplantae, Streptophyta, Magnoliopsida, Myrtales, Lythraceae.
AAAAAUAAAAUUUGCUAACUGCUCAUUAAUAUGAUCAUCACUCUUCUCUCCUCUCACUGUCAUCUCUUCCCUUCCAUGUGACGAUUAUGGUGGAUACUUGUGCUUCGUCUUCUUCUUCCUCGCACCGCUAGAUCCUCCAGAAAUCUAUUGUCCUCCGCCGUGCUAGAUUCCCGCCAGAUCCGCCGCCGGGAAAUGCUCGCCGCCUGAGAGAGCUGCAUUUGCCGCUCGGACCUGAUAUUCCGUGGAUUUAUCGGUCCAUACAUCCAUCCAUCCGAGAUGAUGAUCUCCAGUCCCGUCACUCCAGGACAGGUGUCCUUUCUGGUUGGGUUAGUGCCUGUCAUUGCCGCUUGGAUCUACUCCGAGCUUCUGGAACGCAGGAAGAAAGCAACCUCGUCCAAAGUGAAUUCUGAUGUCAACUUGGUUGAGCUUGGAGAUGGUGCGGUUAAGGAAGAUGAUAGAGCUCUUUUGUUGGAGGGUGGAGGUCUUCAGUCAUCCUCUCCCCGAGCUCGGAGCUCAUCUAGCUCUUCACCUAUUUUCAGAUUCCUCACCAUGGAUGAGUCUUUCCUGAUUGAGAAUCGCCUUAUUCUUAGGGCCAUAUCAGAAUUUGGUGUACUUCUAGCAUACUACUACUUAUGUGACCGUACAGAUUUUUUUGGUUCAUCGAAGAAGAGUUACAAUAGGGAUCUUUUCUUGUUUCUGUACUUUCUCCUCAUUAUAGUCUCAGCGAUGACUUCUCUCAAGGUGCAUAAUGAUAAGUCACCAAUAUCUGGCAAAUCCAUUCUUUAUCUGAACAGACAUCAAACAGAGGAGUGGAAAGGUUGGAUGCAGGUAUUGUUUUUAAUGUACCACUACUUUGCAGCAGCAGAGAUAUAUAAUGCAAUUCGGAUUUUUAUUGCUGCAUAUGUCUGGAUGACUGGAUUUGGGAAUUUCUCGUAUUAUUAUGUCCGCAAAGAUUUUAGUCCUGCCAGAUUUGCACAGGUAUUUGGUCUUCUAGAGAUGAAUUUUCUUGCCAUCCUCCUCCUAUAUAAGCAUGCUCCUCUGAUCAAAUAUCUUAUUGUGGAACAGAUGAUGUGGCGGCUGAAUUUCUUGGUGCUAUUUUGCUGCAUCAUCCUCAACAACAACUACAUGCUCUACUAUAUCUGCCCCAUGCACACACUUUUCACGCUCAUGGUUUAUGGAGCACUUGGUAUCUUGAACAAAUACAAUGAAGUUGGGAUAGCAAUUGCUUUAAAAAUCAUCGCUUGCUUUGUGGUUGUUAUUUUUAUCUGGGAAGUGCCUGGAGUUUUUGAAAUAGUUUGGAGCCCAUUCACGUUUCUUCUUGGCUAUUCCGACCCUGAUCCUUCGAAACCACAGCAUCCUCUAUUACGUGAGUGGCAAUUCCGAUCAGGCCUUGAUCGCUACAUCUGGAUUAUCGGAAUGAUCUAUGCAUACUAUCAUCCAACUGUUGAGAGGUGGAUGGAGAAACUGGAGGAAGCUGAAGUUAAGCGCAGAAUUUCAAUCAAAGCAGUUGCCAUCCUUGUAUCAGUAACGGUAGGGUAUAUUUGGUACGAGCAUAUUUACAAGCUGGACAAGAUUACAUACAACAAAUACCAUCCGUAUACAUCAUGGAUCCCAAUUACUGUCUAUAUAUGCUUGAGAAACGUCACUCAGAGCAUGCGGAGCUACUCAUUAACCCUUUUCGCAUGGCUUGGGAAGAUAACCCUGGAGACCUAUAUCUCACAGAUCCACAUCUGGUUAAGAUCAGGGAUCCCAGAUGGCCAACCAAAAUUGCUGCUGUCAUUGAUUCCUGGCUAUCCAAUGCUGAACUUCAUGCUUACUACUUCGAUAUACGUUGCGAUCUCGUAUCGGCUCUUCGAACUUACAAACACACUGAAAAAUGCAUUCGUGCCAAGUAAAGACAACAAGCGCCUCACAAACAACUUGAUCACAGGGGUGGUGGUUGCAAGCAUCCUAUACUCCCUUUCCUUUGUAUUCCUGAAGUUCCCAAGAAUCUGGGUAUGAAGAUUUGAGAGGCAUAAACAUGUUGCCCAUGAGCUGAAAGAAGGAUUGUACCUUAGACUCUACACAAACAGAUGGAGAUGGUAGUUUUUCCACGAGGAAUACCGUCUCCAUAAAAGUGUUGAAAGCAAGAAGAAUUCGUCGGCUGUUUACGUCAGUUCGAUAGAGAAGGUGUUCUGAUCUUGGUAUAUACUGUAUAGGAUCUUGCAAUUACAGUGACCUCGAAUUGGAGGUUCCUUUCGGGCCACAAUCGAUCCACUCUGUACUAGUAUAAGAAAGCAAUAUAGAAAUGUAAUGGAGAGCUAUAGAGAGCUAUAGUUUCUCAUGUCCUGCGCUCUUCUCAGACUGUUUCAAUAUUUGUUUGGACGGCAAAA